This is a messenger RNA of Thamnophis sirtalis, 2847 nucleotides long. RefSeq lists its product as uncharacterized. The record is from RefSeq and is a predicted model, not a curated record. Lineage: Eukaryota; Metazoa; Chordata; Lepidosauria; Squamata; Natricidae.
AUCUUAGUCGAGUCUCGGCCGUCCAAGGAGGGCGGCCCGUCUCCUUGGCAACGGGAAUGUUGAGGCGAUGGCUGAGGCCGAGGAUGAAGGCGACGCCUCAGGUAGGCCGCGGAUGGCGGAGGCGGAGGCUUUGCGAGUGCGAGGCCGCGGAGCCUCCCUCAGAGAGGCCUCAAAGGACUUCCUUGGCAACAGCCGAAAAACCAACACAACCCACAACAUCGGCUUUGUAAACCUAGGGAGGCACCCGGCUCUUCACAGGGAUGACCAGCAGAGAAAGUCAUUGCUGCUUGAGGAAGAAAAUGGGGUCUUUACCAUUGAAGACUUGGAAGAAAGCUUACGAAACCUGAAGGUUCAGGUGGAUAGCUUAGCCUCCGGCCUAACUGUCCAUCCAGAUCAAGAUUAUACUUCUGCUCUGGAACACGUGGCUGACCCAAGUCCUUCAAGUUUCAAACAGCAUCCAUCAGGGUCACGCACUGAGACAGAAUGGUUACUGAAAGAAAAGCAUCUAGCGAGAUCAUUAGACGAUAAUUUGAAUUUGAUGGAUUUGGCCAUUCCAACCUUACAUUCAUCCCCACUAAACAAAACUUCAGGAUUAUUUGGCUCUAUAAGUCAGAACUCUCCUGCCUUAGGGGAUCUUUCUGCCCCAUUGAAACUCGGGGCCCCUCAUGUGAUUGGUGUCAAGUCUUUGCUACCCCCCAAGAUUCCAGUCCGAGCUUGCUUGCCGGAAAGAUCCUCGUUCACAUUCCGCAGAGGCCGUUCGCUUAGUCACUCUGAGGUUACCCGCUCCUGCUCCUUCUCUCCGGAUGCCAAACGCCCAUGCUGGCUCCGAUCACGUUCUCAGUCUCCGAGGCCUAUCUGGAGACCUACCUCGGCUAAGGCUAAUGCCUGUGCCCAGCCUCCGCCUCAGCUGGGGAAGCCCAGGGGAGUCAGAAAGAAAAGCAUAUCAAGCAGACAGUCGCGGUUGAGGUUCUUCAGGCCAGGAACAUUAGCAUCAAAAUCCUGGACUUCCACCAAGGCAGUUGGACUGAGGACACCGAGGAACUCUUGGAGUCCUUACAGUUUGGCUUCUUCUGAUAUCUCCUCGCCCAGCGCAGAGGAGAUCAAUGAACGCUUCCUGCAGACGCUUUCCGAAAGCAUGAUGGGGAGAGACCUGAUUGAAAUGUCUCCCUACCAGAAAGAGCUGGCUCGUCUCCGACUCGAGUGCCUGCGUGUGGAAGAGGGCUGGCUGUUGGAAUUAAAGAGGCAGCAGGAAUUGGAACGAACCCGUGGCCCCCGGCCCAAGUGGUACGAAAUGAGGGACUCUCAAUUCCACUACGAAGCCCACAAGAACAGCAAACUUCUAAGAAGCAGCCCAGAGAUACAGUCGGUCUUCGAUUAUAGGGAGGCGCUAGCAAGAGCAUCGAAAGAGUUCCAGCAGCAACAGAAGCCCACUCCCACCUCCCUCAGGGCCUACUGGUAAACAGCCUAUGGAGACAUUGGGCAUCAGAGGAGAUAGAAGAAAGGCAGGUUAGGAUCAGCAGGGCUUUCCUCUGUUCCCAGUGAAUAAUGGCUUGUUUUGGGGGGGAGACAGCGGUGUGAUUCCGAGUGUCCAGUCCGGUCAUUUGUAUGCCUUCUUGAUCACUUAGAGCUGAUUUAAACUUUGAGAAGUGCCACAGGACAGGGUCUCUUUAGAAAAUGAAAUGAAGAGCAACGAUUCCUUGCUAGAGAAAGAGGUAACCGGAUAUCCUGGUUUACUGGGGAGAAUUAAGGCAAAACAUCGGACAUCUCUUUCUCAAAGGCAAUUGUUUUCUGACUUGGUGUGUACAGCUUUGAUGUGCGUGUGUGCCUUUUUUCGAGAAACAAUCUGAUUGUUAUUGCCUGCAGUCUCAAACUAGUUUGGCAAAGGACAUUCACUCUGGAUUUUCUCUCAUUUGCUUUAAUUUUUUGAUUAGGAUGGCACUGUGAAUUAAAAAAAAAUUGAUUACUUAUCAAAAAAUCUUUGGCUCAAACAAAAAAUUAUAUUACGCUAGAAGAAAAAAUAUGUACGUUUUCCAUCUUUUAUUGAAUGCUUUGAUACUUGGUUGCUUUCCUAUUUCAGUGGUAGUUUUUAAUAUUUUUUUGAGGUUCGUUUAAUUCUUAGACUUGCAAAGAGAAGAUAUCUAACCUGUUACUGACAUGUCAGAGAGGUUCUAGAUAUAUGUAUCUUUUAUUGAAGCAUUUUUAUGGCUGGCCCACAAGCAUUUUGGUAUCCUCCUUGGUGAGUAACCACAGAAACUAUCUUGACAUGGAAUAAAUCCAAUCGGGAUCAAAACUGUCCUCUUCCUAACAAGAAUUACUCUAUGAUUAAUUAUCCUCAUUGAUCAGUCGUGCCUGUGCCUUGAAUUUUUGAGUGAAAAAACAAAGUUAAUAGAGAAGAUUCCUUUGAAAUAGCUAUUCGACCCAGCUUUCCCAAACUUCUUUGCACAUUUACAGAAUCUUUUAUCCCUACGGAUAAUCCCUUAUAACCUAAUAGGAUCGCAUUCCUGAGUACAUAGGUUCUGAAACAUUUGCAUUUUAUCCAGUUUCAUACUUAACAAUUUGCCGGUUGACCAGAAAUUCCGUACUGGUUGAGGAUGGAUAUCUUUCUUUGCCAAUCAAUUUUGUUUGUAGAAGCUUUCUUACCUGAUUUUGCUAGCUCCUUCAAUGGAAUUGUAUUUCUUUUUUAUUAUUAUUGUUUUCAAACUUGGGAGAUUUGUAAUUGGUCUUCUACAUUCCCUGUACAAACGUCAUUACACCGACAAUAUCCUAACAAGCCAAAAAAAUAUAGACCAGCCAAUUAACAAAUCUCUUCCCUCCCUUUUUAAACUUCUACUCUACACACACACACAC